Molecule: messenger RNA, 1026 nt
Organism: Cydia pomonella (codling moth)
Lineage: Eukaryota; Metazoa; Arthropoda; Insecta; Lepidoptera; Tortricidae
Gene: Archease
Product: protein archease-like
Exons: 3
Coding region: 199-678 (159 amino acids)
Biological process (GO): tRNA splicing, via endonucleolytic cleavage and ligation
Cellular component (GO): tRNA-splicing ligase complex
Source: RefSeq, a predicted model, not a curated record
AACUAUCUCUGUCAGUGCCCACAUUGCCCACAUCAUGUUCAUGUUUUAGUUUCACGCCGAUUCUGUCUUCGAUCUUAUUGUAAUUAUAAAAGUUGCAAUUGUAAUAAUAUUAUAAAGAUACAUUACACAUUAACAACAAAAAAAAAAUUGCAUUUAAUAUUAGUUUACCUCAAAAGUCUGUUACUUAGAACAACAGUCAUGGAUGAAGAAUUAGGAGAAGUAACGCAAGAGAAUUAUGAUAUACCUCCAGUGAAAUACGAAUAUUUGGACCACACUGCUGACGUACAAUUGCAUGCCUGGGGUGAUAGUCUGAAAGAAGCUUUUGAACAGUGUGGAAUGGCAAUGUUCGGCUACAUGACGGAACUGAACUAUGUGACCAUCAGAGAGGUGCACACCAUCGAGGCCACUGCUGAUGACAUGAUGGGACUUUUGUAUCAUUUUCUUGACGAGCUGUUGUUUUUAUUUUCAGUUGAACCAUUUUUAGUCUGUAAAAAACUAGUGAUCACUGAGUUUAAUGUGGAAGAGUUUCGGAUUGUUUGCAAGUGUUAUGGUGAAGAGUUUCAGAUCGGCAAACAUCCCCAGGGGACAGAAGUAAAAGCUAUAACUUAUUCUGCUAUGCAAAUCAUUGAUGAACCAAAAGAUAAUAAAUAUGAAGUAUUUGUUAUAAUAGAUAUAUAACUAAAUUAUUAUUGAUUGCUUCAUUAUUUUUAACUAUAGGUACAUGUACACAAUUUAAUUCCUAUUGUUAUUCAUGAAAAGGGUUUUUCCUACUAGUUACCAGUACCACCCCUGGGCCCAUUUCUCGAACGGUAUUAAGUAGAUUAAUAUUAUUAGUCCACAAACUGUCAAAUCUUAUGGGUUACCAUGACAACGUACUAAUAUUAUUAGCCUAAUAUGUUGGUUCGAGAAAUGGGCCCCAAAUGAGUUUCUUAACAGAAACAGUAGAAAUAGUAAAGGGUGGUCCAGAGAUAGAGUCCGCUUUUUGCAGCAGUUUCUAUGACUACGAGAAUAAACAAUUGGAUUAAU